This is a messenger RNA of Ceratosolen solmsi marchali, 2691 nucleotides long. Its product is annotated as metabotropic glutamate receptor 7. Bases 1 to 2691 code for a protein of 896 amino acids. Gene Ontology annotation, cellular component: membrane. Gene Ontology annotation, biological process: G protein-coupled receptor signaling pathway. Lineage: Eukaryota; Metazoa; Arthropoda; Insecta; Hymenoptera; Agaonidae. The transcript is spliced from 14 exons. Gene Ontology annotation, molecular function: G protein-coupled receptor activity. The record is from RefSeq and is a predicted model, not a curated record.
AUGCCCGCUACCAAGGAGAUGAACUUGCGCGGGCUUCUCACUGGCUGGUGCCUGCUAACGGCGCUCACCGAGUCCUACCAGGUGCACAAGAACAAUGGCGUGGAGGACGGCUCGAAAUUAAUUCGCAUCGUCGGCGACGUCAUUUUCGGCGGCAUAUUUCCCAUGCACGAGCAGGUGUCCGGGCCGAUUGGUCAGCCGCCUUGCGGCGCCGUCAAGGAGGAGAAAGGCGUCCAGCGGCUAGAGGCGAUGCUCUACGCCCUCGACCAGAUAAACGUGGACGCGCAGCUGCUGCCCAACACUACCCUUGGCGCUCUAAUACUCGACUCCUGCAGUAGCGAUACCUACGCCCUCGAUCAGAGCAUGGAGUUCGUCAGGUCUUACAUGAAUCAGGACAUAACGGAAUACAAAUGCGAGAACGGCAAGUCGCCGAUCUACGAUCCACACAAGCCGGUGACAGGUGUCAUUGGCGCAUCCUUCAGUGGCGUAUCCAUUAUGGUGGCCAACAUCCUGCGGCUUUUCAAGAUACCGCAGAUAAGUUACGCGUCGACGAGCACCGAACUGUCGGACAAGAGCCGCUUCGAGUACUUCAGCCGGGUCGUGCCACCCGACAAUUUCCAAGCCCAGGCCAUGGUCGAAGUGAUCCAUCGGCUCGGCUGGAAGUACGUCUCGACGGUCGCGGUCGAGGGCGACUACGGCGAGAAGGGUAUUGCCAGCUUCGUCUCGCUAUCGGCCGAGUACAACAUUUGCGUGGCCGUGAGCGAGAAGAUCAUGCGGAACGCCAAGCCCGAGGACUUCGAGAGGAUCGUCGAGCACCUCGACUCCAAGCGGAACGCGCGCGGCGUCGUCCUGUUCGUCGACGAGGACAAUAUCAGGAAACUGCUGCAGGCAACGAUUAAGGCCAACAAGACGGGACACUUCACGUGGGUCGGCAGCGACUCCUGGGGCGCGAAGGUCCACCCCGUGCGCGAGCAGGAGUACGCGGCCGAGGGCGCCAUCACGAUACUGCCUUUCCGCAACUCCCUCGAAGGCUUCGACAACUAUUACAAGAGUCUCGUGCCACGCCUCGGCCGCGAGUGCGAGGGAGUACACGAGCGCAACGUCCCUCACAGCACGAUACCCGGCAAGUACGUCAAUUGCCGGAACGUCUGGUUCCGGGAGUUCUGGUCCCAGCACCACAAGUGCACCUUCAGCUCGACGGAGACGAGCGCGCGGCACUGCACCGGAGCCGAGGAGCUCGUCGAUUACAAGCAGGAGGGCCUCGUCCCCUUUGUUGCGGACGCCGUUUACGCGAUGGCGCACGGGGUGCACAACGUCAUCGAUGACAUCUGCCAGACGGAGCUCCUCGAUGGCCACCACCUCUGCGAGAAGCUCAAGCCCGCGCCCCAAGGCCAGCAGCUCCUGCAGUACAUAAGGAACGUCACCUUCGUUGGCCGGCAAGGAACGGAAAUUAAAUUCAACGCCGACGGCGACGCUUACGGCUAUUACAACAUUUAUCAGUACCAACGAGGCGAAGAUGGCCGCUACAAUUACACGCUCAUUGGUUCCUGGAGGGAGAGGUUGGACCUCGUGAUAAACAUGACGCAGUGGGUGACGGGUACGGGGGAGCAGCACGUGCCCAGGAGCAUAUGUAGCGACGACUGUCCCCUCGGCCAGAUACGCAAUUUCCAGGAGCCGUGCUGUUGGAGCUGCGUUGCCUGUCGCGAGGACGCCUACGUGUUCAACGACUCCUGCCACAGAUGCCAGCCGGGUUUCGCCCCGGACGUCACCAAGAGCCGCUGCAUCAAGCUCUCGGCUGAGGUCAUCUCCUGGACGAAUCCCUGGGCGAUCGUGCCGCUGGGCUUCGCGGCUAUCGGCAUCCUCGGCACCAUCUUUACCACCGCCAUCUUCGUCAUAUUCAACCGCACCCCGGUGAUAAUGGCCUCGGGACGCGAGCUGUGCUACGUCCUCCUCGUCGGCAUCCUCUCGUGUUACCUCAUGAGCUUCGUGAUACUGAGCCGACCGACCAAGUGGAACUGCACCUGCCUGAGGAUCGGCCUCGGACUCUGUCUGAGCCUCUGCUACAGCGCCAUACUAACCAAGACCAACCGCAUAUCAAGGAUAUUCAAUCAGGGCAGGAAGAGCAUCAAGCGGCCCUCUUACACAUCGCCCAAGAGCCAAGUUGCCAUCUCUGUCGGCAUCACCUCGGUCCAGCUCGUCGGCGCCAUUAUCUGGUUGAUAAUCGAGCCGCCGGCCAUCAGCGAGAUCUACCCCUACCCACUUACGGCGGUCCUCACCUGCCGCGUCUCGACUUUCGCCCUCAUGAUGUCCCUCGUCUACAACAUGCUGCUCAUCCUCAUGUGUACCCUCUACGCCUUCAAGACGCGCAAGAUACCGGAGAAUUUCAACGAGGCCAAGUACAUCGGCUUCACCAUGUACUCCACCUGUAUCGUCUGGCUCGCCUUCAUACCCAUUUACUUCGGCACCAACAACGAUUAUAAGAUCCAGAUAGCGAGCAUGUGUAUGUGCAUCAACAUCUCGGCGACGGUCGCCCUGGGCUGCCUUUUCACACCCAAGGUCUACAUCGUGCUCUUCCAACCUUAUAAGAACAUCCGACCUGGCACCAACGUAAGUCAAAACCCAUACAUGCACGAUGAGAGGCUCGAAUAUCGUAAAUCGAACGAAUCACUGCUGUCUGACUGCGCUCAAAAAUAA